Molecule: messenger RNA, 769 nt
Organism: Telopea speciosissima
Lineage: Eukaryota; Viridiplantae; Streptophyta; Magnoliopsida; Proteales; Proteaceae
Product: pseudo histidine-containing phosphotransfer protein 2-like
Exons: 6
Coding region: 40-489 (149 amino acids)
Biological process (GO): cytokinin-activated signaling pathway; phosphorelay signal transduction system; phosphorylation
Cellular component (GO): nucleus; cytoplasm
Molecular function (GO): protein histidine kinase binding; histidine phosphotransfer kinase activity
Source: RefSeq, a predicted model, not a curated record
AUCUCUUUUCUUUUCUCUUAUUUUCUUUCCGCUUCAAGAAUGGAUAACAAUCAACUGAAACAUCAGGCUGUCCAAAUGAAACAGUCCCUCUUUGAGCAGGGGUACCUCGAUGAGAUGUUUAAUGAGAUAGAGGAGAUUCACUGUGAUGAUCCCAAGUUUCAUGAGAAAAUUGUUAACAUGUUCUUCAAUGAUUCUGCGCAAUUGAUCACCAACAUUCAGCAAGCACUGGAGCAGAGUCCCAUCGAUUUCAGUAAACUGGAAAAGGAUUUGAACAAGAUCAAGGAAAUUACUUUAAGCACUGGAGCUAAAAAGGUGAGAGAUAUGAGCGAUCAGGCCAUAGAAUGCUGCUUGGAACAAAAUGUAGAGGGAUGCAAGGAUGCUUUUGAACAAUUGAAGACUGAACAUGCAACUUUGAAAGAGAAGCUCCAGUCUUACUUUCAUCUUGCAAGACAAGCUAAAGCUGCUGAUGGGGCAUCUGGCUCCAAUUAAUUAGAAGGAAUAACGAAUGACAAGGAUGAUGACUGGGACAAGAUGCUGAUGUGGCAAAAGGUCAUCUUCAUGAAUGUGGACUUCAUCAUUUACCAAGUCCAUCGAUCUCCACCCAAAUAUCAAAGUUAUAGUAGAUAUUAAUUACUCUUAGGUUCUUAAUUACAGUAUGAGUUAUAUUAAUAAUUCCACUACUUGGAUUUGGUUUCAGAAAUAGUUUAGACCUUUGUGGCAAUAGGCUCUAAUAAUGCGUGUUUGAAAGCAUUAGCUAUUAAUUAUAUUC